UUGUUUUCUUAUCUAGUAAAUAGGCUUGAAAGUUGAGCAGUUUUGUUUGAUUCCAUAAUUCACAUCAGAGUGGUUGUAUGUCUGAAAUUUGAAAUAGGUCCAUUACAUUUUGUCUGAUACUUCUAUAGUUUAAUUUCCUUGCAUCCAAUUAUUUGAAACACCAUUUCUCCUCCUGCAUUCUUGAUUUUAUAACAAGGAUGUGCAGAACCAUGUUGUACAAAAUGGUUGUUCUUUUUGUCAUCCUCCUCAACAGCUAUGUCACUCGGGCUUCUGAUCCGGAUCCAGUUCAGGACUUCUGCAUAGCCAACACAGAAUCUGCAAGCCAUGCCAAGCAAUGCAAGAACUCAUCCCUUGUAACAGUAGAAGAUUUUGUAUAUGCUGGCAUUAAGGUUCCUGGAAAAUUUGGUCCAACAGGGCUCUCUGCAGUUUCAGUGAACUCAAAUGUCUUCCCAGGAUUAAACACACUUGGCAUGUCACUUGUCCGAGCUGAUUUUGAAGUUGGUGGUGUAAAUGUGCCACAUUUCCAUCCAAGGGCCACUGAGAUUGCAUUUGUGCUUGAAGGAACGAUUUAUUCGGGUUUUGUUGAUACAAAUAACAAGGUUUUUGCUAAAGUGAUUAAGAAGGGUGAGGUGAUGGUGUUUCCAAGGGGUCUCGUGCACUUUCAAAUGAAUGUUGGUGAUACUCCAGCAACUAUAUUGGGGAGUUUUGACAGCCAAAAUCCUGGAUCGCAGAGAAUUCCAGCUGCAAUUUUCGGAUCUGGGAUUAAAGAAAAGCUCUUGGAGAAGGCUUUUGGAAUGAGUUCUAAGGAAAUUUCCAAGUUGAAAAAGAAGCUUAGUCCCCAUUGAUACAGCUAGAAGGGCCAAAUUUCUUAGCCAUUGAACUGCAACGUGUAUCCUAAUCAGUAGGAUAAAUUUUGCUGGUGAGGAGAUGGUGGGCAGAGUGCAAUGCAAAAAAGUCUUCUUUGGCAUCAGUUUUCUUUACUGUAUCCAGAAAUUGCCUCUACUUACCUGCUAAAUCCUUCCAAUAUUGGUUUUAUUCUUUUUUAUUUGCAAACCAACAGAGGGAAGAAAAAUAAAAAAAAGAAUUUUACUUGCUUCUAAAUCCAUAAUCAACAUGCUGUUACGAAAUUUUUUUAAGUUCUAGCCAUUUUUCCUUAUAUUUAGAUAAUAAAAAAAGGAAAUAAAAAAAGAGAGGUACAUUUUGAUUUAAAA
Messenger RNA from Prunus persica (peach), 1211 nucleotides. Its product is annotated as germin-like protein subfamily 3 member 2. The transcript has 2 exons. The coding region runs from base 198 to 845 and encodes 215 amino acids. The record is from RefSeq and is a predicted model, not a curated record. Gene Ontology annotation, molecular function: manganese ion binding. Gene Ontology annotation, cellular component: cell wall. NCBI's taxonomy places the organism in Eukaryota, Viridiplantae, Streptophyta, Magnoliopsida, Rosales, Rosaceae.